CGUCAAGCCUCUGAUCAAAUUCCAAAUUCUCCGUCAAAAUUCCUCCAAGAAGCCGCGACUUCCAACCUGGAAGGCCUAUCGAUUGCGUUUGUCUAGCAAGUUAUGAAACGUCGAUGUAGUGGCGCUGGUGUCGAGACGCCCGUCGCGAUGCCUCGCACCGACAGCCCCUCAGUAGACCUGUUGUCGUCGCCACGUAAACACCACCAACUCAUAUGGCCUAAUAAAGACGCUGCCAACCAACAACACAAGGUGAAGAGUUGCUCCACCGAGUUUCCACGAAGACGCACUAAAAGAACUUCCACCAUCAUGACCACUGAGGAUAAUGGAAAUGUGGGUUUACUGAAACCAACGUCUAGCAGUAAUGAAGAUCUGAGCGAGUACACUGACGCCGAUGAGAGCAUUUCAGCCCCCACCGAAUUUCUAGCAGAGUUCCUAUCAGCUGUGAUGCUGAAAGACUACGUAACUGCAUUAAAGUACUGCAAACUGAUACUACAAUACGAGCCCAACAAUGCCACCGCCAAAGAGUUCUAUCCGCUGAUCCUCGAAAAGCUCAAGCAAAGCAACCUGGAGGAUGGGAGUAGCAACGAUAGCGAAGAGGAGGAGGAGGAUAAUAGCUCGUCCAGCAGCAGCUCGGACUCGGAUAGCAGCAGCAGCUCGGAGGAGAGUAGCGAGGGACAGGAGGAAGAAGAAGAAGAGGAAGAGGUAGAGGUAGGACGAGGCGAUAAACAAUCAAAGGGUUCUUCGGACGGCGACGCCACCACUGGUAGCUACUCGAGUUUAGAAGACGACGAGGCCGAAACGGACCAGUUGGCAGCACUAGCCGCCAAGUACCAGAUUGAUAACGUCAAUCUAGGCAACGGCAACAAGAUUUACGGCACCGGCCUCGUCCCCUUCGACGAGCACCUCUCCAACGGCAGCAACGCCCUCAUCGUCCCCGGGAACCCGCCGGCCUUCGGCACCAGCUCCGACUCCGAGUCGCCGACGGAGCCGGUCAGCCAGCAGACGGUCCAGCUGCUGCGGGCCCGCGUCGUGCCAAACAAACAAUAAACCUCUUCUCCCUGUGUACCCAUCUCUAGGACAAUACCACUCGGCGGCGGCAAUUUCGGCGCUUUGGUUUCCGUUUUAGUUCGUGGCGCCGAAAUUGCCGCGUCCCGCGGACAGUAUUAUAUACACUUUAGGGUUCCACUAGGUAAUGAAAUUGUACUCUUUCGGAAAUGUCUCGAUGUUGUUUGCGAGCUGGUCGCGGAAAUACCUUAAGGGAUGUCAGUGAUAUAUUUUUGUAUUUUUUGUAAGUAGAGUUCUAGGAGAGCCCGAAUAACUGACCAAAAGUAGAUGUUUCGAGUGAUUUAUUCGUUGAGACGUUUGUUUAGAGUUUUUCUGAGGCAGAAGUAGCUAGUUGAAAAUUACAAAGUAAGACUGAAUGUUUUUCAUAGACACUUUUUUCGGUGCAUAGAGAUACUCAUACUUUUUAACUGACAUAUCUCUACAAACGAGUUGACUACUAAGUCGUGUUGUUCUAGACGGGGCGCCACUUUACUCGUUUAUUUCAGGUGAAACAAUAUUGUGUGCAACUGCGUUAAAAGCGAAAAAAUAUUGAGUGCAACGAGUCAAGCGGCGUCCCGUAUUCUAGCCUUAAAUUGUAUUCGUCCCUCAUAAUUAGUUACGGUUUUAUUGAUGUAUGUAACCUACAAAUUUAAAAAAAACCGAGAAAAGAAAGCGGGAACUUCGUGAGGUUCAAUUAUAAUCAAAACUGCGUUAGCUGAAAAACAAAGCUCCGGGAUUUUAUUUAGCCAUCCACGACGUAGAGUUCCUUGAUUUGACUUUAUUGUAUGUGAUUUUCUUACGUCCACGUUUUUGUAACACCUGCCUUUUAUAAUUGUGUAUUAUUCUAACUUGGAAUGGUGAGGCCUUGUACAUUCUCUGUCAUAAUAAUGUGAAGAUUAGGAUUUAAAUAAAGCAUAUCAUUA
Molecule: messenger RNA, 1967 nt
Organism: Zophobas morio
Lineage: Eukaryota; Metazoa; Arthropoda; Insecta; Coleoptera; Tenebrionidae
Exons: 7
Coding region: 103-1047 (314 amino acids)
Molecular function (GO): protein binding
Source: RefSeq, a predicted model, not a curated record